Sphaeramia orbicularis (orbiculate cardinalfish) is the source of this 3836-nucleotide messenger RNA. It is a transcript of the gene gucy2g, whose product is annotated as guanylate cyclase 2g. Bases 101 to 3484 code for a protein of 1127 amino acids. The record is from RefSeq and is a predicted model, not a curated record. Gene Ontology annotation, biological process: cGMP biosynthetic process; protein phosphorylation; intracellular signal transduction. The transcript has 22 exons. Lineage: Eukaryota; Metazoa; Chordata; Actinopteri; Kurtiformes; Apogonidae. Gene Ontology annotation, cellular component: plasma membrane. Gene Ontology annotation, molecular function: peptide receptor activity; protein kinase activity; guanylate cyclase activity.
UCCUCCCUUACCAACUGUCUGGUAUCACUGGGGAUUCUGGGUAUUUAAGCCAGGUUAUGAGCGCAAACCUCUUGCAUCAAACACCCACAGGAAUAGAGCGAUGCUGAGUGUGUUACCUGCUUCUAGUAUGAGCCCGAUAUUGGUGUUUCACUUCACACUUGUGCUCACUGCUACUGCUCUUAUAAAUAAUGGCACCAAUGGCUCUCAUGCUUACAAGCUGCUGAUUGGCUUCCAGGCUCCGUGGAACAUGUCGUACCCCUUCAGCGCUCUACGGCUGGGUUCUGCAAUACAGAUAGCCGUGGAAAAGGUAAACAAAAAUCCUUCCUUUUUGGGGAACUACACUCUGGAUUUUGUCUUCACAGAUACAGACUGCAAUCCCAAAGCUUCCCUGGGAGGGUUCAUACAGCAGGUGUGGAAAGAAAAUGUCUCUGCACUUUUCGGUCCAGCUUGUCCUGAGGAAGCUGAGGUCACUGGUCUCAUUGCAUCAACAUGGAACAUCCCUAUGUUUGCUUUUGUCGGGCAAUCCUCCAAAAUGGACAACAAUUAUAUAUAUGAUUCCUAUGUCAAAAUUGUUCCCCCUCUUAAAAGAAGUGCAGAGGUCCUGGUGAAAACUUUGGAGUUUUUCAGAUGGAGGCACGUUGCCAUGAUUGGAGGUGGAUUAGAGUCAAAUACUUGGGACAAAGUUGACGCUCUGUGGAAAACAAUUGAGGAACCACUGAGAAGCAGAUUUAAAUUGACUGCAGCUGUCAAGUUUGACACCAGUGAUCCUCGACUUGUUUACCGAAACAUAAAAUACAUAGCAACGGUGGCCAGAGUCAUUGUGGUGCUGACAAACAGUGAUGACUCAAUGGGUCUGCUGAUGGAGGCCGAGCGACAGGGUCUGAUGAACGGAGAAUUCGUCUUCUUCUUGGUGCAGCAUUUUGAGGUCAGUUACAGCGUGGAUAACUUGUGGAAAUAUGCCCUUAACAGCAGGAUUAACCAGGCUGCUAUAAGAGCCUUUGACAUGGCCUUUAUAAUCGGCCAGAAAUCCUACGACGGCUACGAUUAUUACGAUUUCUUUGAACAAGUUUUUGAAAGACUCAAAGGCCGCCCAUUUAGAAGCAACCUGACAUCAGAAAGAGAGGUUAGCCCUUAUGCUGCCUACCUCCAUGAUGCGGUGCUUCUUUACGCUAUGGGAUUAAAAGAAGUCCUCAAAGAUGGCAAAGAUCCUCAUGAUGGACAGCAGCUUCUACGGAGACUGAAAAACAAGAACAGCAUUCGAUUUUAUGGUGCUUCUGGUUUAGUCCACUUUGAUGACGAUGGGGAGAGAAACCAAGACUAUUCCAUAUAUGACCUGCAGCAUAUGGGUGACACCACCAAGUUUGUUCCAAUUCUCCACUUUGAAAGUCACACCAAAAGUGUCAGGCCAACAUCUAUGUUUUCCUCUGUGAUCUGGCCUAAAGGAAAACCACCUUCUGACAAGCCAGAAUGUGGUUUCAACAAUGAACUUUGUGAAUGGCUAAUCAAUGACAUCGCCCUGCUGGGUCUUUUGGUAACCCUCCCUGUCAUCGGGGUACUUGCGGUCUUGUGCAUCGGAAUCCUCUUUCUGCAGAAGCUACGACUCCAAACCAAACUUGAUGACUCCUGCUGGUGGUUGAUCAGCUACAGUGAUAUCAUGAUUAUCAGAGAGCCUGCGGGAUUGCAGGGGUUAUCUUUAAGUACCACAGCCAGUCAGACUGGGAGUGGGGGCUCCCAGUCCAACUUCUCCAACAAUAGCUAUAGCCUGAGGGACAAGGCAGGCAAAGAACAUAUCUACACCACAAUAGGUCUCUAUCAGGGAAAUCAAGUGGCCAUCAAGUACAUUAAGAAUCACAGUGGCACGAACUUACAGAAACCGUCCAUUGUUGCAGAGUUCAGCUUGAUGAAAGAAAUGAAACAUGAAAACUUGGUGCAGUUUUUUGGGGUAUGCAUUGAACCACCUAACAUAUGUUUAGUCAUACAGUACUGUAAAAAAGGAAGCCUGAAGGAUGUUCUGAAGGCUUCAGAUAAUGAGCUGGAUACGAUGUUUAAGCUUUCUUUUGCUUAUGACAUUGUCAAUGGAAUGGAGUUCAUUCACAAGAGUAACAUGAAAUUUCACGGCAACCUGAAGCCAAGUACAUGUCUGGUGGAUAGCAGACUCCAGAUUAAACUCUCUGGCUUUGGACUGUGGGAGUUCAAAUAUGGAAGUAAAAAUAAGACUGUUUCGCUGGAAAAUCCAAACUAUGAAGAGAUGUACUGGACAGCACCUGAGCUUCUGAGACAAGCUGGUCGUUCAUUUAAUGGAACGCCCAAGGGUGAUGUGUUCAGCUUUGCCAUGAUCAUGUGGGAACUAAUGUACAAUUCAAGGGCUGGUCCUUACGCUGACUUCAACCUGGAGCCAAAAGAGAUUAUCAUGCAGUUGCGAACACCUUUCCAAGGAGAGCCUCUUCGACCAGCAUUAUCCGAACAACUAUGUGAUGAAAAUGUCAACUCGCUGAUGAGAGUCUGCUGGAGUGAAAACCCCGACCACAGACCACCGUUUGGGUCUAUACGGAGACAGCUGAGGGAGACGUGCCCAGACAGUCAUGCAAAUUUUCUGGACAAUAUGGUGGAAAAGUUGGAGAAAUAUGCAAAUCAUUUGGAGGAGGUGGUGGAAGAGAGGACCAAUCAGCUCACAGCAGAGAAGGCCCGUGCAGACAAGCUACUCUCAAGUAUGUUACCAAGGUACAUAGCAGAUCAACUCAUGUCAGGGAAGUCAGUGGAACCACGUAGCUACGACAUGGUGACUAUCUUCUUUUCCGACAUUGUUGGCUUCACCUCCAUGUGCUCUGUAAGCUCUGCGAUGGAGGUGGUAACGUUCCUUAAUGACCUCUACAGCCUCUUUGAUGAUAUUAUCAAGAUGUAUGACGUCUAUAAAGUAGAGACUAUAGGUGAUGCAUACAUGGUGGCGAGCGGUUUACCUAUCAGUAAUGACAAUCAGCACGCACUGGAGAUAUGCACCAUGGCUCUGCACUUCCUGAGUGCUAUUAAGGUCUUCAAAAUCCGUCAUAUGCCGAUGGAGUGUUUGGCAAUUCGGAUUGGGAUUCACUCAGGUCCAGUGGUUGCUGGAGUGGUAGGCACCACCAUGCCUCGCUACUGCCUCUUUGGUGACACAGUGAACAUGGCCUCCCGCAUGGAAAGUAACAGCUUACCCUUGAAGAUUCACAUAUCUCAGUCCACUGCUGACAUUCUAGUCCAGGCUGGAUCUUUUUCGAUGGAGGAAAGAGGAGAAAUUGAAAUGAAGGGUAAAGGGUGUCAUAAGACCUACUGGCUACAGAGCAAACAUGGAUUUAAUCCUCUUGUAAUUGCUCACAGCUCUCCACCAGCUGACAGUCUCAAAUCACAGACAGAGAAACCAGGAAUGGCCAAAGCUGCUGAGAAAAAAACACAGAAAAUCCUGAUUAAAGCUCAGGCAACAGAAGCGUUGAUUCCUGCAGUGAGCAUCUAACAACCAAUGGAGGUUCUGAUCAUACUCAACAUCGACUUUUUUCUGGCAAAAAUUAGAAAUAACUGGAAAUAACAUGUUGGUGUAUCAUACAAAAGGUGUUGUGAAGUAGACAAAUCAGGCCAGACUUCUGUCUUUGGAUGCUGGUUAAGAGGGCUAAAAAUCUUUACAGAGUUGCAAAAACAUUGAUUAAUUUAUGUUUUUACUGUGAUAUGACUAUGAUAUACUUCUGUUAUGAAAUAGAACCUGUAAUGAUUAAAUAAACUGAGCUGUAAAAGAGUCCAAAGGUCAGUUUUGGAAAUAAACCAAUAAAAACCCCAUCCUAGCACAGCUGAGAACUUAUGGAAGAGACAGC